AUGUAUGGCUCAUGGUCAAAAAAUGAAUUUGCUAAAGCAAUUAAAGGAUCAAAAAAUUUUAAAAUUAGUGCACUAUCCGAACAUGCUGAUACUAAGCAACAUGAAAAAGCUUUUCAAUUAGAAAAUCAAAAAAGGGCAAUGAAAACUGUUACAAAUAAUGCUAUUAAUAAAGCUCAUCAACAUAUUAUUCAAGUAAUAAAAUUGAUUUUUUGGUUAGCAUCUGAAAAUCUUCCUUUAAAUAAACUUAAAAGUUUUAUCAAUUUUUCACGAUUUAUUAGAGUGCCACAUAUUAAAGCUAGUAAUGAUAAUGGUUCAAUAUAUAAUAAUCAUACUACUAGUCUUGAAAUGUUAGAUGCUCUUGCUCAAACGAUCAAAAACAAAAUUUGGCAAGAUUUAGAAGCUUGUUCAGCUUUUGGAAUAAUGUUAGACGAAAGUACCUAUAUUGCAACUGAAUCACAUGUAAUAUUAUAUGUUAAAUAUUAUUUACAUGGGGUGAUAAAGAUUCGAUAUUUAAAACUAUUACAAUUAGAAAGUGCUAACGCACAAACAAUUUAUAAUACAGUAAUUGCAUUGUUUGAUAAAAAAA
Messenger RNA from Funneliformis caledonium, 586 nucleotides. The record is from the annotation of a GenBank genome assembly. Lineage: Eukaryota; Fungi; Glomeromycota; Glomeromycetes; Glomerales; Glomeraceae.